AUGUCAGUCUGGUCAUUUGUCGUGUUUUGGUUUUACUUGAGCUCGUUUUUUAUAGUUGGGACUAUAACAGCGGCUUUCGUACUACCAUUUAUGACAGCAUCGUUAUUCUUUGCUACAGGCGUCGUUAUAUGCGGCUUUUUUAGUAAUUUAAGUUUUAAAUCCGCUCAGUUAAUGUAUGACCAAUUUGUGGGCAUAUUACAAGCAACUUUAAAGAAUAUGGCAGAUCAAGUUCCCAUUAUAGACAGCGGCUCAAAUCAAAACGUGACAUCAGGAGAUUUAAACACGUGCAGUCUGUGCGCUCGAAUGGCCGAAGCCGAUAUUUCUGGGAGUGACCGCUCAGAUAACUAUAUGAUGGGACAUAAUGACUAUUCUGAAUCGCCCAUGGUAUACGAGCUGUCGGGAUCACCCCAGAUCCAAGAGCUCCCUGACAGUUCCCAGAUACAGGAAUUAACCGAGACAGUCGAAAGCGAAGGAGUAGAUAGUAACUUACAGUACGAGGACAGUUUUCAGUCACCGCAAAUUCAAGAAGUACCUGCAUCUCCGAAAAUCCAGGAACUACGUGAAUCGCCGCAAGUCGAAAUGCUCAGUAGAUCAUCCCAGGAGGAUAUCGCUGAAUCGCCUGAGUAUUCAGGCUAUUUUGAGGAGCAAGAUGAACAAAAGCCUGUGUUCAAAGAAUAUUAUUCUUUAGAUGACGAGUAUUGA
Messenger RNA from Eremothecium sinecaudum, 702 nucleotides. RefSeq names its product Ldo16p (gene LDO16). The transcript has a single exon. The record is from RefSeq and is a predicted model, not a curated record. Bases 1 to 702 code for a protein of 233 amino acids. NCBI's taxonomy places the organism in Eukaryota, Fungi, Ascomycota, Saccharomycetes, Saccharomycetales, Saccharomycetaceae.